Molecule: messenger RNA, 578 nt
Organism: Paramecium pentaurelia
Lineage: Eukaryota; Ciliophora; Oligohymenophorea; Peniculida; Parameciidae
Source: the annotation of a GenBank genome assembly
AUGUAAUAAAAGUAAUUACACAUUCCUGGAAAGAGAUUGAAAUAAUAUGAAAUAGUGAAACUUAUUGGAUCUGGGGGAUAUUGUAAAGUUUAUCAUGUAAUUGUUGAUACAUUUAUUAAAGGCUGUUGAUAUCUAAACAAAUGAGAAUGUUGCAAUAAAAGCUGUAGCUAUUUCAACUUUUAAGAAUCAUGGAGGAUUAGUUGGUUAAUUACAUGAAACAGAAAAAUAAAAUAUGAAAUUAGUUAAUAGUAACUAUGUUAUUAGAUUCAUUGAUGAAUUUCAAUAAAACAAAUAUUCAUACAUUGUAAUGGAGUAUUGUAAUUGUAAUCUUAAUUAAUUUUAUAAUAGAGGGAGAUAUUGAAAAACCAUGGUUGGAACAAAAUAAACAUUUUACUGAAGAAUAAACUAUUAUAUAUGUAAAAUAAAUACUUAGAGGAAUACAAGAUCUUUAGAAAUAUUAAAUAAUGCAUAGAGAUAUUAAAAUGAAGAAUAUUCUUAUGCAUAAUGAUUAAAUCAAAUUAGGAGAUCUAGGGUUUAGUAAGUCUAAACGUAAAUUUAUGCAUUUAGUAUAACAAUGA